This is a messenger RNA of Spodoptera exigua (beet armyworm), 3155 nucleotides long. NCBI's taxonomy places the organism in Eukaryota, Metazoa, Arthropoda, Insecta, Lepidoptera, Noctuidae. The record is from the annotation of a GenBank genome assembly.
UUUGGACUAAUAAAAAUGCAUCUAUAUAAGUGAGUUAGCAUAAAGUUUUAAUAGCAAUUCAAAUCGGUGACAAGUGACAGCUAAUAGUUGAAAGCUCAUAAUUUGAAGACAAAAAAUAAACCGCAGUUUUAGACAAAAUGGAAGGUACUGGCAAGCUUACUGAAUUAAUACAAAAUAAAGGGAACUUUAGUUAUUCAUUUGAAGUGACUCCAGAUGUUUCUGAACAAGACAUAGAUGAUUUAAGAGUCGAACCUCUAUUCUUCUCAGUCACUUGGCAUGCAAAAACUCAUCAAUGCAAAGAUUUGAACAUAGCCCCUAUCAAAACUGCAUGCCUAUUGAAAAGUAAGCAGAAAAAUGUACUCCUACACUUAUCGUGUGAUAUGAUGAAAGCUACAUAUUUGACUGAACUGCUGGCCAAGCUGCAGGAAAAUGGAAUAUGCAAUUUGUUCUUGGUUUCGGGAGAAGGAUUUGAUCCAACUAAUUCAGAUUUCGUUAACACAACAGAAAUGAUAAAAUUCAUAAGGGAGAAAACAGGACAAUAUUUUUGUAUUGGUAUUGCCGGAUUUCCUGGCUGUUCUGAUGAAAAACUUGGACUGAUCAAAGAAAAAGUCGAUGCUGGAGCCAAUUUUAUCCUUACACAAGCAUUUUUUGAUGUUGAUGCAUUUAAAAAUUUGAAAGACCGUUGUGAGAAAAUGGGCGUGCAUGUUCCACUCAUACCCGGGGUGUUCUCCUUUGAAACACCAAAACAAUUAGAUGGCUUUAUAAAUAUGUGUAAGGUUAAGAUAAAAAUGGACAGCAAUAACAUAAUUUUGCAAGAGAUCAGUUUUCCUACGCAUGAAUUGAAGAUGAAAUCCAUUCAGGACUUGUUGAAGCUGUCCAAAGAAUCCUCCAGCCAAAAUAAAGAGUUUUGGAAUCAGGUUGCAGAUAUUCUAUGGUCACAUUUACAAACAGGAUUUAAAAUAUUUGAUGAUCAGUUACUUUGUGCAACAUGUUUCUAUACAGUGUUACCAUGCACAGACAAACAAGACAUCUAUUUAACUAAAUUAUUGCUUCUGAAUGAAGAAGAAUUAGUUAAUAAAAACAAAGAAGACAGUUUGCUAAGUGAUCCUACAGAUGACAUUAGAGAGAAUGUGGCAAAGCUACUGCUAAACCAUUACUCUGUGGAGUUAGAGAACCCAAAUAUAAACCAACAUUUAGUAAAUGGUGCUCUGAACAGCAUGAGAAGCAAAUUCUUCUAUGAAAUCAGCUGUGUUGUACUGGAAACUUGUAUUGCAAACUCAUACAAAAUUGACAUCAAAGGAGUUAUGCCAGAAUUUGCUGAGGUUUUGGAAAAUAUUUCUAACCAAUUUGCUUGGGAAGAGGACAGUUCAACAAGUUCAGAUUUUUCAAAAAUGAGUGAUAUGGUCGAAAAUAUUAUUGAUAAAUCUGGUUUAAUUAUUAGCGAUGAGAUUGAUCAAACAAAAAUAUCAGGAUUCCAUCAAAUAGUGUUGAAUUCUCUUUGGCUGAAUGUAAAGGCAUCAUGUGACCUUUCAUCAGUUUUGGUACAACUUAAUGCGGACGAUGCUUCUAUGGCAGAAAAGUGUCUCAACAUUAUAACUCAUGUGUUGGAGACAUCUCGUCAUAAAGGAGCUAUUGAGGCUGCAGGAGCUUCUUUAGGAAAAGGUAUUCAAUUCCUAACUUCAUUGCCAGAAGAAAAUAAAGCUUCAGAAGUACCCAACAUUCUACUUAGAUGUAAACUAAAUGAUUUAAUAUCAGAAACAAACAAAAUGGCAUCUAUUACCAGAAGAGGUGCAGGUCUGUCUAUUAUGGUGCACAGAAUAGUAUCCAGCGACAUGAAGAAGGGCAAACCUUUGUUCCACUACUUUAUAAAUACUCUGUUGGACAUAUGUAAUUCAACAAAGGACACCCCAAAAAGAAAUGAUGAAAAUCAAAUUGAUCUACCAAAAGCAAUCUACAUACAUUUCUUGACAAGAAUAGUCACUGACAGCGGUUUAGCUACAGACAUGAUGUUUUAUUUUGCUAAAUUGGCUGAACUUGCUUUUGGCAAUCUUACUAGUGCACAUUGGCAAAUCAGAAAUGCAGCUCUUCAGUUGUAUGGAGCCUUGAUACCAAAGCAAAUUGGUGAGAAGAAAGCUUCAGGUAGUGAUGAGCAAACUACAGCGACUGUCGCGUGCGAUGAGCUCCGAACUCAUUCACCAAAGCUAUGGAAAUAUAUAAUGCAACAGUUAAAGCUAAGCAAUCAACCAGAUGUGGUUCAGUCACACUCAAACUUGGUGAAUAAAAUAGCUGCAGAGAUAUUUACUGAUGAUCCAAGAGCUGAAGUAUUGGGACUAAAAAGUUUAAGAACAUGGCAAAUAUAUACAUUACUGAGGCACCCAGGCUUACUAUUUAUCAGAAACCCCUUUACUGCACUUGGACAAAGAUACUGGGUUAGAAAAUGUCUUGAAGAAUACCCAAGGAAACCAAAUAAAUUGAAUAUUGAUAUAGAAAUGAGUGUAGAGGACUGGUGGGCAGAAUGCUUUAAAAAGGAACAAUGUGAUAAGCAGUUGCAGAAGAAGCUACGAUGGACUACAUUAGGCUACCAUCACAACUGGGACACAAAAGUUUACACAGAACUGAACAAGUCUCAUUUUCCUGUAGACUUGGCAGAGUUGUCAGAUGUUUUGGCUGAGUACUUGGGUUAUUCAAACUUUAGGGCUGAAGCAGCUAUUGUCAAUUAUUACCACAUGAAUUCUACACUAUCAGCACAUACUGACCAUUCAGAAGUUAAUUUGGAAGCACCUCUGUUUUCAUUUAGUUUUGGCCAGUCAGCAAUAUUUUUAAUUGGAGGAAAAGACAAAUCAGUAGAACCAUCGGCAAUACUGAUUAAAAGUGGAGAUAUAGUUGUUAUGUCGAAGGAGGCCAGACUGUGUUACCAUGCUGUACCAAAAAUAUUACCAUCACCCGAUUCUCCUUGGGAAGAAUCCAACAUCUCAGAUGUCUUCAGCAAUAAAGUAUCCAGUUUUAAAUAUAUAUCAGAACCAGAUGAAUUUGUGGGAACAAUGAAUGAAAACAUAGAUAAUAAAAUAUGGAACAGAUUUAGAAACUACAUUCAAGAAUCAAGGAUAAAUAUGAAUGUAAGACAAGUAUUAAAUGAAAAUCAAAAUAGUAUAUAG